AGUUGCGCGCUGGGAUUGUUGCUGUGCGCCUGGGCCGAAUACAAAAUACAGUUGAAAUAAAAUGUCAACCUCCUGGAGUGAUCGGUUACAGAAUGCAGCAGAUAUGCCUGCUAACAUGGAUAAGCAUGCCCUGAAAAAGUAUCGUCGAGAAGCCUAUCAUCGGGUGUUUGUGAAUCGAAGCUUAGCCAUGGAAAAGAUAAAGUGUUUUGGUUUUGAUAUGGAUUACACCCUUGCUGGAGAGCCAGUGUAACUCCUUCAAGACUGGAGUGACACACACUGCAUCUGCAUCUGCCUCAUUGUACAAGUCCCCGGAGUAUGAGUCCCUUGGUUUUGAGCUUACUGUGGAGAGAUUAGUUUCUAUUGGCUAUCCCCAGGAGUUGCUCAGCUUUGCUUAUGAUUCUACAUUCCCUACCAGGGGACUUGUCUUUGACACACUAUAUGGAAAUCUUUUGAAAGUCGAUGCCUAUGGAAACCUCUUGGUCUGUGCACAUGGAUUUAACUUUAUAAGGGGUUCUCAGGUAGCUGUUCAGAAGAGACCAGAAACUAGAGAACAGUAUCCAAAUAAAUUUAUCCAGCGAGAUGAUACUGAAAGAUUUUAUAUUCUGAACACACUAUUCAACCUACCAGAGACCUACCUGUUGGCCUGCCUAGUAGAUUUUUUUACUAAUUGUCCCAGAUAUACCAGUGAAUUUAGUGCUAGUGAGAGAUGCCACAUUGCCAGCCUGAGAGAUGGGACAGCACCAGCAGCUCCAUGCAGGCUCUCACCUCCCACACGGCCCCUCUCCUUGCCAGUGUGCUGCAGCCACCACUUCUGAUUGGCUUCUCCUGGGAAUGAAGACGGCCAGCAGAGGUGCUAAUUGUGACAACUGAGUGGGAGUUGUGAAACAGGAUUUAAAGAUGGGGACCUCUUCAUGUCCUACCGGAGUAUGUUCCAGGAUGUAAGAGAUGCUGUUGACUGGGUUCAUUACAAGGGCUCCCUUAAGGAAAAGACAGUUGAAAAUCUUGAGAAGUAUGUGGUCAAAGAUGGAAAAUUGCCUUUGCUUCUGAGCCGGAUGAAGGAAGUAGGGAAAGUAUUUCUUGCUACCAACAGUGACUAUAAAUAUACAGAUAAAAUUAUGACUUACCUGUUUGAUUUCCCACAUGGCCCCAAGCCUGGUAGCUCCCAUCGACCAUGGCAAUCCUACUUUGACCUGAUCUUGGUGGAUGCACGGAAACCACUCUUUUUUGGAGAAGGCACAGUACUGCGUCAAGUGGAUACUAAAACUGGCAAGCUGAAAAUUGGUACCUACACAGGCCCCCUACAGCAUGGUAUCGUCUACUCAGGAGGUUCUUCUGAUACAAUUUGUGAUCUGUUGGGAGCCAAGGGAAAAGACAUUUUGUAUAUUGGAGAUCACAUUUUUGGAGACAUCUUAAAAUCCAAGAAACGACAAGGGUGGCGAACUUUUUUGGUGAUUCCUGAACUUGCGCAGGAGCUGCAUGUCUGGACCGACAAGAGUUCACUUUUUGAAGAGCUUCAGAGCUUGGAUAUUUUUUUGGCUGAACUCUACAAGCACCUUGACAGCAGUAGCAAUGAGCGUCCAGACAUUAGUUCCAUCCAGAGACGUAUUAAGAAAGUAACUCAUGACAUGGACAUGUGCUAUGGGAUGAUGGGAAGCCUGUUUCGCAGUGGCUCUCGGCAGACCCUUUUUGCCAGUCAAGUGAUGCGUUACGCCGACCUCUAUGCAGCAUCUUUCAUCAACCUGCUGUAUUACCCAUUCAGCUACCUCUUCAGGGCUGCCCAUGUCUUGAUGCCUCAUGAAUCAACGGUGGAGCACACACAUGUAGAUAUCAAUGAGAUGGAGUCUCCUCUUGCCACCCGGAACCGCACAUCAGUGGAUUUCAAAGACACUGACUACAAGCGGCACCAGUUGACACGGUCAAUUAGCGAGAUUAAACCUCCCAACCUCUUCCCACUGGCUCCCCAGGAAAUUACACACUGCCAUGAUGAAGAUGAUGAUGAGGAAGAGGAAGAAUAAGGAGGAAAACCAAAACGCCGAGCACCCAUUAACCAAGUCCUGGCAGGACGCACAGGAACAGAUAUCCCUGUGAGGGUUCUACUGGGGGGGAGGGAGGGGGGCUACAUGAAAGGUACAUCUGAAAAGUUUCUGAAGAUUCUAUUGUUAUCAUAGAGAGAUACUUGUUUUGGUUUUGUGUAUCUGUACUCUCUGCAGAUGGUCCAAAAUUGCAAUGGAGUCUGUAUUAGAAGAAAAUAAGGGUAAAACCAGGCUGAACUGCAUGCUGGCUCCGUUGUGGCUUGUGACACUUUUUAAAAAUCAUCAGUAUGUCAUAGUGUAUCUGGAUACACAAGGGGUGGUGAAGGGUCUCAAGAGUAAAACAAAGAGUGGGAAGAGGUGAUCUGAAAUGCUGUAAUGUUACAAAUUGUGCUGUAACUCCAAGAUCCAACUUUUUCAGUGCAUUACAUGGUGUAUUGUAUAUCAGUGGAGAAAUAUAUUAUUUCCAUGAUCAGCUGUAGUCUCUGUUAAGGUCAAGUUUCCUUUUAUAAGCCUUUAAAUCCUCAGUGACUCUGGCAAGGCUGCCUCUCUAUCAGUGGCUUUACACAGAUGUAUUCUCUACUUGCUUUAGGGCAGGAUUCUAUUUUGAGGGAAAAGACAGUAUUCUUAAUACUUUUUUUGCUAUUAGCACAAAUGCUUAUUAUUUGUUAUCCAAAAACCACCUUUUCCUUAUCUGUGAUAAAUCUAUAGAAAGAAUUUAGCUGUAAGAGGACAAAGGAACAAGUCCCCAGAGAAGAAAGGGAGGAACUUCCUUCUUACACUACAGUAGAACAUUGAUCAGUGUGAGCUAUAUAGCUGUGGCUCAUGCUACCCAAUUCCAGAUUUCUUUAUCCUCUAGAGUUGACUGCUGUAUAUUAAAGUUGAUCAUUAGAGGAUGGGAAGAGGGCUCUGUAAGCCAGAACCUUACUAAAGCAGAGAGCACAAUCAGUGUGAAUAAAUUCACUGAGAAUCCCAAGUCGAGGCCAGGCUUGGUGUCUCAUGCCUAUAAUCCCAACACUUUGGGAGGCUGAGUUGGCGGAUCACCUGAGGUCGGGAGUUCGACACCAGCCUGACCAACAUGGAGAAAUCCCGUCUCUACUAAAAAUACAAAAUUAGCUGGCCGUGGUGGCUCAUGCCUGUAAUCCCAGCUACUUGGGAGGCUGAGGCAGGAGAAUUGCUUGAACCCGGGAAAUGGAGUUUUCGGUGAGCCAAGAUCAUGCCAUCGCACUCCAGCGUGGGCAACAAGAGUGAAUCCCCUCAAAAAAAAAAAAAAAAAAAAAUCCCAAGUUGAAAUCACUUCUUGUUUUAAACAAGAAUGAAUCAUUACUGUAUAUGUUAGGGUACUAAAACUGUUUCACCAGUACAGUGAAAGUUGUUCCAACAUCUUAAACAAACAGUGGAUAGAGACUCUUAGUUUAGCCAUCAUAUAUUUUCUUCCAUUCUUGUCAUUGGUCAACAGGGGAGGAUAGAUUAGCCGCUCCAGAAUUCAAUAAAGUGUAAUAUUUCUAAUGCUGA
Saimiri boliviensis boliviensis (Bolivian squirrel monkey) is the source of this 3545-nucleotide messenger RNA. Lineage: Eukaryota; Metazoa; Chordata; Mammalia; Primates; Cebidae. The record is from RefSeq and is a predicted model, not a curated record.